AUGCGGCGACGACGAAACUAUGGAAUCCCCAUUUAUGGAUUGCUGGUGCUUGGUUUGUUGGCGCCAGCCUCAUUGAGCCCCAAGCGUGCGCUGGAAAAGCUCGGCAAGUGGACCAAUCAGGCGGUCUCCGCGGUGGGCCGCACGGUGCUGCGCUCCGAGGAGAUGAACGUGGCGGGGCUCAGCGGCGUGGAGCCCGACGGCGCCACGGGGGGGCUCUCGGCGCUGGCGCUGGGUGUGGUGGGCAACGCGGCCCUGGUGGCGCUGCUCUUCCGGUCCGUGGAGCGCUUGAGGAGGAACCACCCUCUCCACGAAGGGAACCUGCUGCGAGAGACCUGGGUGCCAUGGGGUUCCCAGGAAAUGUUGGCACAGAAGUGGGGCUGGCUUCGUGCCGCGAUGUCUUUGAACACCGAUGAUGUAGAGGCAGCCGCAGGCCUUGAUGCAGCCAUGAUGGUGGAGUUUGCGGACUUGUCCAUGCAAGUGUUGUCGAUCAUCGGCUUGCCGCUCAUUUGCAUCCUCUGCCCCCUCCAUUUCUUUUGUGGCGGCAGUAUUGAUCAAGAUGAUCCGCUCAGCUGGAUUGGGAUGGCCAAUGUUGAGUCAGGGAGCUGGCUGUGUUGGGUUCACAGCGGCAUUGUUUGGUUUGUGGUCAUCGUGGUCCAGCAUUCUCUGAAAAGAGCACAGGCGUCAUUCGUUGGGAGGCGUGUCCAGUGGCUUCGCCGCAUGCCACCACCAAGAUGCAAGACAAUACUGGUUGAGCAUAUCCCUCCUGAGCACUGUUCCGACAGCGGGCUGAUCGCAUAUUUCAACUCGGUCUUUGGUCGAGAGGUGGUCGAAACUGCUCACGUCACACGCAACACUCGGGGUCUCCGGUGGCAUUUGUCCAUGGUUCGGCGUGCGGAGGAGCAAUUGGAGGAGGCCACGGAGAAGUUUGAAGAGACCGGGGAACGGCCACGCGCUUUUUUCCCACAGAGCCCGUGUCGUCCGGCCACAGCGGAUCACAUCAUGUUGGAAAGUCCUGUGAGUGGCGAGGUCUGCGAUGUCAUCGAGCAUUGGGCCCAGGAGCUCCAAACCGAACGUUCGGCCUUGCAUGAUGAACGCUGGCGAUUGGGUCUUUGUGGUGCUGGAGAGCCCGACUUUGCCAGUGGUGCCUACACCACCAAUGGCUUUGUGACGUUUCUGCAGCGGCGGGAUGCGGAGAUUGCCCUGCGCAUGCAGUAUAGGGCGCACGGGCUGCAGUUUGUCGUGUCUCCGCCUCCUGCACCUGAAGAUGUUCGCUUCGAGGAUUUGCAGAAACGAGAAAUGGGCUUUGGAGAUUUCCUGCUGGGCUACUCUUGCAUUUUGUUUCUUUUUUGGGCCUUUGCACCCUUCAUCGUUGCAUUCUCCGCUGUGGCCCGGCUAGAGACGUUGCAAACCAUCAUGCCCAGCUUGCAUGUGGUGGUGAUCUUGUGGCCCGUGACGCGAGCCAUUUGGGACGGUCUAGCCAGUGCCUUUGCGCUUGGGCUCUUCAUGAGCCUCCUGCCCAAUUGGCUGAUGUUUAUUUGCGAAUGGCUCUUCGUGAUGAAGUCUGGAAGGCAGUUGCAGCUGCAGCUUCAGACAUGGUAUUUUUACUUUUUGGUGGUCUUUGUGCUCAUGGUCACAGCCAUUGGAUCCUCUUUGUUCUACACACUUUCGCGUUUGGUUGAGCAUCCUGCCAAGAUCUUCUCACUUUUGGCCAACACCUUGCCAUACUCAACUCACUUCUACCUGAGUUACUUCCCCUUGCAGUGGUCCGUGUAUGCCAUGGAAGCCACUCGCUACACCGUCGUGGUGAAGUACUUCGCGCUCAAGGCGCUCUGGGGCGCUGAGCGGGCCAAGGAGGCCUGCGAGCCAGAGGACCAGGCGAAUUAUGGCAUCGGCGCGAGAUCGGCGCGGAUGGCGUUGCUGCUGGUCAUGGCGCUCUUGUUUUGUAGUUUGUCUCCUUUGAUUUGCGUUUUGGGCUUCAUUUGCUUCUUUGUUUGCCGUGUGACCUACGCCUACUUGCUGGUUUAUUCAGAGACCCCAAAGGCAGACACGGGCGGGACCUUCUGGUGUGCUCAGCUUAAUCAUGUGCAGCAGGGCCUUUUCAUCUAUGUCCUGCUGAUGACGGGUGUCUUAUUGGACAAGUCGGACUCACUGGGGCCUCCCCUCAUCACUUUCGCUUGCGGGGUCGCGCUCAUGAAAAGCUACUUGCACUUCCGGCGCAGGCGCAUUUUGGUUUCCAUUUGGCUAUAUUGGGCUCGGCUUGUGCACUUCUUUUGCCAUUAUAUUACGCUUAUAGGAGUGCUUGUAGGUAAUUUCUGUAGAAUAGCGGUGCUCCAUGGCAUUGUUUGGCGCAACGUGCCAAUUACUCGCUGCUAG
This is a messenger RNA of Durusdinium trenchii, 2373 nucleotides long. The record is from the annotation of a GenBank genome assembly. Lineage: Eukaryota; Dinophyceae; Suessiales; Symbiodiniaceae.